Molecule: messenger RNA, 1760 nt
Organism: Protopterus annectens (West African lungfish)
Lineage: Eukaryota; Metazoa; Chordata; Ceratodontiformes; Protopteridae
Gene: CLIP4
Product: CAP-Gly domain containing linker protein family member 4
Exons: 11
Coding region: 1-1533 (510 amino acids)
Molecular function (GO): protein binding
Source: RefSeq, a predicted model, not a curated record
AUGGUAAAAGACUGUUACCUGAAUCGAUCUGACUUCAGUUUGGUUUACCAGUGUAUGGAGAUUGUACUCACCAAUAACUUUCUCCGUUUUGAGGAUGUGGAUGCCACCUGCAGUGAUUUUGAUUUUGGAACAGCCCUCCAUAUUGCCGCUUCUAAUUUGUGUAUAGGAGCUGUCAAGUGUUUAUUAGGCCAUGGUGCCAAUCCUGCUUUUAAGAAUGAAAAAGGCCAGAUUCCUGCAGAUGUCAUUUCAAACCCAGUGGAUAUGCCCCUGGAGAUGGCAGAUGCUGCUGCCAUUGCAAAAGAGCUGAAGCAGAUGCUCUUGGAUGCUGUAACUCUGUCUUGUGACAUUUCAAGGGCCAUGCCACUGAACUUUGAUCAUGUUUCUGGCCAAGCUUUCCUUAAGUCACUUGGUAUUAAGUUGGGAGAUCGUGUGAGUAUAGCAGGACAAAAGAUUGGUUCACUACGAUUUUGUGGCCCAACACAGUUUGCAGGUGGACAGUGGGCAGGAAUUGAACUGGAUGACCCCGAAGGAAAGAAUGAUGGUAGCGUCGGAGGGGUGCAGUACUUCAAGUGCCCACUCAAACAUGGCAUAUUUGCACCUCUAUCCAAAAUAUCAAAGGCCGCUGAUCAUAAAAAGAGUACACUGAAAACAUUACACCAAUUGAAAUCUACAUAUAAACUGCAAAAAACUGACCUGUCUCGAGUAACAUCGAAAUUAGACACAGGUUCAGUAACAUCCAAACCUCUUACUUGCACGGAAUCCAAAGUUAUUUCACCCUCCAAAGAGGUUGCCAAAAGUCAAGGUGGAGGAAGAGGUCUGUGGAGUCGUGCAAUUUCUAUGGGAAGUGUAAACUCUGAUGAAACAGACAUUAAGCUAGGAGACCGUGUGCUAGUGGUGGGACAAAGAACAGGAGUAGUGAGGUUCUGUGGAAAAACUAGCUUUGCACCAGGUUGCUGGUAUGGAAUUGAACUUGACAAACCUCAUGGUAAGAAUGACGGUUCGGUUGGAGGUGUGAGGUACUUCACCUGUGCAGCAAAACACGGAGUCUUUGCUCCUCCUUCUCGAGUACAGAGGAUAACUGAUUCCAUGGAUUCUUUAUCUGAUAUCCCAGCAAGCAAGCUCAAUCAUUCUUUCCCAGGUUUCAGGAGAAGUUUAAGUUCAUCUUCAACUGUGUCUUCACAAAAUGAUCAAAAUCGAUUAAAAUCAUUUAGCUCGAAGAAACCCAUAUUUCGUCGAAGCUGGAGCAGCACCAGUGGUGGAAGCUCAGAAGGCACUGUUAAACUGCGGAAAGGAUCCCAGGUUCUUCUGGUCAGCUCCAAUGAAAUGGCUACAGUGCGAUACAUUGGCCCCACUGAUUUUGCUUCUGGGAUUUGGUUGGGACUUGAACUGAAAUCUCCUAAAGGAAAGAAUGAUGGAUCAGUGGGGGAGAAGCGUUAUUUUACUUGUAAGCAAAAUUAUGGUGUUUUGGUAAGACCAACCAGAGUAACAUAUCGAGGAAUUAAUGGAGGGAAACUAGUGGAUGAUAUUAGUUGAAGGUUGAAGCUUUAACAUAAACUGAUACUGCUUUGACUUACCAUGAAUUGUUUUUGGUUCAUUUAUUCUCCAUUUGUUUUGCUUGUGUGUAAUUAUUGAAAUUGUAUAUUAUAAAAUAUAGGUUUGUAACAAGAAAACCAAAGAAUGAUAGCAACUUCUGAUAAAUUACAUGGGCAUUCAUUUUACUUUGCAGACCAUGGUUUGUAUAAAUCAGUUUUUUCAAUGCA